Molecule: messenger RNA, 1647 nt
Organism: Manis javanica (Malayan pangolin)
Lineage: Eukaryota; Metazoa; Chordata; Mammalia; Pholidota; Manidae
Gene: ARF1
Product: ARF GTPase 1
Molecular function (GO): GTP binding; GTPase activity
Source: RefSeq, a predicted model, not a curated record
GCCUCGCGGCGGGACAGAGCGAGACCCCGCCCUGUUCCCCAGCGUCCUCCGCGGUAGCAGGUUCUGACGUGGCCGCCGUCAGAGCCGCCAUCUUGUGGGAGCGAAACCAACGCCUGGCUGGGAGCAGCAGCCUCGCCGCGGCCGCCGAGGGUUUCUCUGUCCAGUGCUGCCCACCGGACAAUAGCAUGGGGAACAUCUUUGCCAACCUCUUCAAGGGCCUCUUCGGCAAAAAAGAAAUGCGCAUUCUGAUGGUGGGCUUGGAUGCUGCUGGGAAGACCACCAUCCUUUACAAACUGAAGCUGGGAGAGAUUGUGACCACCAUCCCCACUAUAGGCUUCAACGUGGAGACAGUGGAGUACAAGAACAUCAGUUUCACUGUGUGGGAUGUGGGUGGCCAGGACAAGAUCCGGCCUCUGUGGCGCCACUACUUCCAGAACACACAAGGGCUCAUCUUUGUGGUCGAUAGCAACGACAGAGAGCGUGUCAACGAGGCCCGUGAAGAGCUCAUGAGGAUGCUGGCAGAGGAUGAGCUCAGGGACGCAGUCCUGCUGGUAUUCGCCAACAAGCAGGACCUCCCCAAUGCCAUGAACGCUGCUGAGAUCACAGACAAGCUGGGCCUGCACUCUCUGCGCCACAGGAACUGGUACAUUCAGGCCACCUGCGCCACCAGCGGGGAUGGGCUCUAUGAGGGGCUGGACUGGCUGUCCAAUCAGCUGCGGAACCAGAAGUGAGCAUGCUGCGCCCCACCCUGCCUUCUCUCCCCUGAGGGGGCAUGGGAGGGGGAGAGUGCCAGAAGCUGCCCCUGGUGGUCAGUGUGCUUCACAUGCUGUAAAUGUGCAGACGCAGCCUGCAGCCGGGUUUUUAUUUAAUGUAAAUAGUUCUGUUUCCAACGUGGCAGUUUCUGGUACUCCUAUGCAAUAUUACUCAGCUUUUUUUAUUGUAAAAAGAAAAUCAACCCACUAUUGAGUACUGAAAAGGAUGGCAGACACUGGGGCCUCCCACAGGCAGUGCCCCCCUCUAGGCUUUAAAUCUGUGCAGCUCCAUCUCGGAGGUUGGUUUUUAACCCAAACUCCAUGUGUUUUUAAAAAUAGUCACAAACACUUGACACUCAGAAGGGAGCAGUGUACCUCGCUUGGGUUCUGCAGUGGCCUCUGCUCCAUUGGGACUUGGGGUGGAGUGGCCUGGCCCCUGCAUAGUCACAGUGGGACCCCUGAUUUGUGCCCGGGUCACUGCAUCCCAUGGCCUUUGUGCUUAUGCUCAUGUGGCCGCCCGGGGCGCGGGCCCCUGAAGGCGCCUGGAGCUCUGGAUGAGAUGCUCACAUGUGAGCAGGGGCCUCACCAGCAGGAGCAUGGGCAGCAGGGCAGCCCAUCUACACGUGCUUUCAACCCCUCAGCCUGCAAGGGUCAGACUUGCCAUCGAAACACCACCUCUUUUUCUUUUGUAUUUUGAUAAACACUGAAGAAGCUGGCGCUGUUAAACUUUACCUUGGGGAAACUCAGAACUGGUAUAUUUGGUGUUGUGGAACCUUUACUGCUUUCAAUACACAAUUAGUAAUCAACUGUUUGUAUACUUGUGUUCAGUUUUCAUUUCGACAGAUGAGCACUGUAAUUAAUAGCUGUCAGAAUAAAAUCUUACCAUUUCAUGGUU